GCUUCUCGUGAUCUCGCGCAGUAGUGGUAGUGUUUAUUUACGUUCGCCAUCACAACGUCUGAUUAAUUGAUCGCGAAUUUGUGCGGGUCGGAAGAUUGCUGCGACGUCUUCUCGUUUACGUCGAGUAUCUGUCAAUACUUGUCGCAUGAAAGUGAAUCGCCGUGCGAAAAGGAGACAGGAGAAGAAUCACAUCGGUGACGAGAAACACUUAUAAUUCCUCGCUACGUGUGCGCGCCAUCGUUGCGCGCUUUUGCGUUAUAUGUCGUCAUCGUCAUCGCUCUCGACGUUCUAACCUGUCGUCGCGCCGCCAAACGCUUUGUUGUGAUUGAUUCCGGAUCGACAACCUGUCGUCGCGCCACUUGUCGAACCCGAUGCUGCGCUGAAGGUAGCUUCUAACAGCGAGACGCGGCAGAUAUGGGCGACGAGGACGACGACGUGCUGCCGGCGCGCUUGCAAAGGCUCGAGAUUGAUCGUCGCUCGAGGAGUUGCCCGUACAUCCUGACAGACAAAUUUGAUCAGACCAGGAUGAAUCUCAACAAUAUGAAAAAGUAUGCUAUUGACGGUUACUACUGCAUAACUUUAAGAAAGUCCAGCAGGCCUAACAUUUUCUCAAUUAGUCCGAAAGGUAUCAAGAGUACAACGAAUUUCAAACCGUCUAAGAAUGAGAGAACGAAAGUGGAGAAGACGAGAAAAAACAUAAUCCUCAGAGAAGCCAUUCUAAAAUUAAACGCUCCCGGCAGCAGCGGUCCUAGUGAUAACACAGUAGACACGCUAUUCGAGAACACGUGUAGGCUUUGUAUUCCCAGUAAAAUUCCCAAAUUGAUCGACCAUCAUGCAGUCAUGAAGGAUCUCAAGUCGCUGAGGAUCAGUAAAGACUGCAGACAGGCCAAGGACGACACCAGCAUUCAAGAUGACGAUUGCGAUGUCGCCCCCGGCACUUUUCAGCGCGCUCGCAGUAACACGAUGCCGAAUCUGAAAAGAGGUCCUGGUCCAGGUGGCGGGGAACAACAAGGAGCAAUCACUAGCAACAACAACGGACAAUCAGACGGUGGUGGCGCGUCCGGACAACAACAGUUAUCGAGUUCAUCGAAUACUUGUUCGAUCCAGGCGCGAAUAUCGCCACCGUCAUCGAGCGACGUCACAAUCGGCGAGCUCGCCGCUUACUUUGAGGAAUUCGUGCAUAUUCCGAGAAAAAUGUCACCGAUGGCGGAAAUGAUGUACACUUAAUAUCUCGUGCUACAUAAACAUGUACCAGAUGCAGACUUUGCGUACGCAGUUAUUCACGGCUGUGUAUACUUCACUCUCUACAUACGACAUUAUGUUUGUUUAUUGUAUCUGUUCAUCACGUGUUCUAAUUUAAUUAUCUAAAUUAUUUUUUAAUAUAUAUAUACAU
Pseudomyrmex gracilis is the source of this 1393-nucleotide messenger RNA. RefSeq lists its product as uncharacterized. Bases 415 to 1227 code for a protein of 270 amino acids. NCBI's taxonomy places the organism in Eukaryota, Metazoa, Arthropoda, Insecta, Hymenoptera, Formicidae. The transcript is spliced from 2 exons. Gene Ontology annotation, biological process: cellular response to hydrogen peroxide. The record is from RefSeq and is a predicted model, not a curated record.